Molecule: messenger RNA, 742 nt
Organism: Cynara cardunculus var. scolymus (artichoke)
Lineage: Eukaryota; Viridiplantae; Streptophyta; Magnoliopsida; Asterales; Asteraceae
Product: transcription repressor OFP17-like
Exons: 1
Coding region: 75-653 (192 amino acids)
Biological process (GO): negative regulation of DNA-templated transcription
Source: RefSeq, a predicted model, not a curated record
ACACACACUUCAUCAUCAUCAUUCUUUAAUUCGCAUUGCUUCAUCCACAGACUGCUUACUUGCAAUAAUUAAAGAUGACCACCAAACCUUUACUUUCCUUCACCUGCAAGAAACUCUUCACCAACCCAUGCAAAAACUUCAUACACCUUUUCAAGUUCAAACUCAGAAAACCAAUCUUCAAAAGAAGUCGUCGAUCUCGCAAAUCAAAAACCACAACCACAUCUUCUAACAGACACCACUUUUCUGGCUUAACAUCACUUUUCAGGUCAUCCAGAAAGACAAGAGACAUGGAUCGAGUCAUGGAGCUCAAGAGCUUCUCGGAAGCUGGAAAAGAACCGUGCCCAUCACCUCUUACCCCAGCAUAUAUCAAGAUGAGAAGAGUUGAUGAUAUGGAAAACAUGCAGGUCCAAGAAGACGAGGAUGUGGCCGAACAUGCUUGCCAGAGUUUCGAGAAUUAUUUGGUGAAAAUGAUAGCAGAAGAGGGGAAAAUGAGAGAUUUGGUUGAUGUUGAGGAGCUACUUUACUGCUGGAAGAACCUCAAGAGUCCUCUGUUCAUUAACCUGGUGUGUAGAUUUUAUGGCGAGCUUUGUCAUGAUCUUUUUCCUAGCAAAGUCGACGAGGACGACCAUGAUGAGGCUCGUAGCUUAAUGUAAUCAAUUAAAUUCGUUAUUUUUUAUCCCUGUGGGUCUUGUAUGGUUAAGUAUUACAGUAAAUGAAACUAUUGGCUACCACAUUCUACAAA